CUCAAUGCCACAGAGAGGAAACAGUCAACUUCACUGAUAAAUGCGCCCUUCAGUAAAUGGCAUAAGAAAACGAAGAUAAUUGGAAGCCACCAAUCGAAAGCAAACCAUUUAGUGGCAUUUGAAAGAGCAAAACUGUUUCGACAGUCACAUGAAAACCCCAAUACCCGGAUAUCAGUCCGUAUGGACAGUGCAAAGGAGACCAACAUCAAAGAGAACAGGCACAUUCUCAAGUGCGUUGCAGAGGCUGUUCUCUACUGUGGCCGUCAAUGCAUUGCACUGAGAGGAUCAGCUGAGCAGCAGCAUUGUAGUGGCAAUCCUGGGAAUUUCUUGGCCCUAUUGAAACUGCUUUCAAAUCACGAUGAAAAGCUGAAGCAGCAUUUGGAGAAACCAAAGCUAAAAAAUGCCACAUAUCUAUCACCUCAAAGCCAAAAUGAAAUGAUUGAUGUAAUAGGGAAGCACAUGAUUCAGGCCAAGAUCGUGGAAGAGGUCAGGCAUGCUCAGAUGUACACAGUCCUAGCUGAUGAGGUCACAUCCCAUAAUGAAGAGCUGAUGCCAAUGUGUGUUCGCUUCGUGGACAAAGACUUAAAUAUCAGAGAGGAGUUGCUUGAGAUUUGUACUUUGCCACGGAUCACAGGUCGCCACAUUGCAAGCGCGAUCAAAGAUGUGCUGAGUCAUCUAAGCAUAGAGAUUGCUGACUGUCGAGGCCAGGGGUACGAUGGCGCCAGCAAUAUGAGCAGCGAAAAUGUUGGCGUUCAAGCUUUGAUAAAAAAGGAUGCGCCUAAGGCAGUUUAUAUGCACUGCAAUGGGCAUUGCUUGAACCUUGUCAUUGCACGCUCUUGUGCUCUUCCAGUUGUGCGCAACAUGAUUGAUAAGAUGAAGUACAUCGUCAUGUUCUUCACCUGCAGCCCGAAGAGGGAACACCUUCUCAAGGAGGUUGUAGAUAAGGAGGCACAUUCUACCGGAAAGCGGAAGCCCCUGAUUGACCUCAGCCGCACAAGAUGGGCAGCACGGCAUGAUGCCUACAGUCACUUCUACAGUGCCUUUGUCGCAUCAAGGCUCAUGGGCCUAAUUCCAUCUGUCCAGUGCAACUCAGAUGUAACGGUGGACAUCUCUGAAGCAGUCGCUCUGUACCAAGAUGACUUGCCAUCACCAGAGGUCAUUGACCAGGAGCUGAAACGGUGGAAGUUGAAGUGGCAGGUCAAAGCAUUACACCAAAGACCAAGCUCAUGUGCCUCAGCUAUCAAAGAGUGUGAUGAGAUGAUGUAUCCGAACAUCUUCAAACUCCUGAAAAUUGCAUGCACCUUGCCAGUGACCUCCUGCGAAUGUGAGAGGUCUGCCAGUGUUCUCCGGAGACUCAACACAUUCAUGCGGAGCAGCAUGGGAGAGGACCGCAUGUCAUCCUUGGCUCUCAUCCAUACCCACUACGACAUGGCUCUGGAUCUGGAUGAAGCUGUCGAUCUAUACUCAAAAAUGCACCCAAGACGAUUGGAGCUGAUGAGCGUUCUGAUGCAAUAGAAGCCAUAGAAGAAGAAGAGGGAGACAUGGGGGGUGGGUCAUUUCACGUGAAAUCAGACACUUUGGGGCCCAACCGACACAGAUUUUAAUCAAACUUUGUGUGCCUUCUUAGUGGUAAGGUAGAACCCCAGAACUGCAUUUGCAUGAAUCUGGCACUAAUAUAAGGGAGAAAUGGACUAAGAAUGUUUUAAGUAAGAGGGUAGGGCACUACACAUUCAACCUUGAUUAUGUCAAUUUAAAUUACAAAGAGAUGGUUUUGAUGCUGUUUGAAAGCUCUUUUCUGGAACACUUCAAUUUAUAUCAUUAUUAAUUCAUGUUUAAGUUUUAAUGACCAUACCGAUAGUGUACUUCAUGAAGUAAUUCUUAUCUAUUUAUGUCAACAGUGGAGAGAUAGACAAUAAAGGACAGCAACAACAGACAGACAGAACAACAACAGAGACAGACAAUGGAGGGCAGCAACAGACAGGCAAUGGAAGAAAGCAACAGACAACUGAGUGGGGAGCAACAGACAAAAAAUGAAGGACAGCAACAACAGACUCACAACAAACUUGACGAUGAAUAAAAUAUGUCUAAAUUAAAAGAUUUGAAGUGUGCUGGUGUAUUUAGGGGGCAUUGGAGUAGGGAGCCAAAUGAAGUCCACUUUCGGGGGGAAAAGAUCCCCCCCCACCACAAUGCUGGCU
Molecule: messenger RNA, 2195 nt
Organism: Eleginops maclovinus (Patagonian blennie)
Lineage: Eukaryota; Metazoa; Chordata; Actinopteri; Perciformes; Eleginopidae
Product: 52 kDa repressor of the inhibitor of the protein kinase-like
Exons: 2
Coding region: 181-1515 (444 amino acids)
Molecular function (GO): protein dimerization activity
Source: RefSeq, a predicted model, not a curated record